This is a messenger RNA of Ectocarpus sp. CCAP 1310/34, 4349 nucleotides long. The record is from the annotation of a GenBank genome assembly. NCBI's taxonomy places the organism in Eukaryota, Phaeophyceae, Ectocarpales, Ectocarpaceae.
CUGCUGUCCAAGUCACACAAAAAAGGUUGUUAAAAUUAUUCGAGCUGCACCAGACUGACUGACUGUCCCUCUCACGCUGCUCCGCGGGAAACACCAAGAAAGUAGGUGCCGGAGACGACACGGCAAGCCGGGCUAAGCGGACGCCUCGAGAGCUUUGCAUUCCCCGACGAGUGUGGGGGAGAAAGCCGCCGUGCGGUUGCUAUUUUUUGGCAGUAGAGCACAGCGAGAGAGAGAAAGGGAAACGAACGACUCAAAAGGUAGAAGAGAGCCAAGGCCACAACUACGGGCCGAGCAAGGCGUGGAUCGAGGUGGCAAGAGGAGAAGAACCAACACCUCUGACUUGCUUCUCGUGUAGCGGCGUCGGAACACGCUUGAAAGGAGAACGGACGGACACUCCCAGGCGUGGCUGGGCAAACGGCACCCCCGCCGCCGUUCGACCGACCAACAACACAAGCGAGCGAGAGGGAGGAGAAGAAGUGGAGUUUUUUUUUUGCUGGGAGAGACAACCGCGCUGCAGGAGCUCCCUUCCGACAAGAAGCAGAAAUAGAGCGGCAGCUGCAGCCGACGGCGAGCAGCCAUCAUCAUGGCGGACAUGACCGAGAGGCUGGCGGUAGCCCGGAAGAAGGCGGAGGCGCUCAAGUCCGAGAUAGCCAAGGCGCAGAACGACAAGAAGGACUGCACCAUCCAGGAGGCGGCGGCGCAAAUAGACCUCAAAAACCUCGGGCCUGGCCUGAAGGCCCGCCGUGUCCUGAAGGGGCACUUCGGAAAAGUGUAUGCCAUGCACUGGUCGGGGGACAACCAGAACCUGGUUUCGGCUUCACAGGACGGAAAGCUGAUCAUCUGGAAUGGCUACACAACAAACAAAGUCCAGGCGAUUCCGCUUCGUUCUUCGUGGGUGAUGACGUGCGCCUUCGAGCCGACGCAGGGCCGAUUCGUAGCGUGCGGGGGGCUGGACAACUUGUGCUCGAUCUAUGAGCUCGGACAAUCCACCGUGAUGAGGGCCACGAGAGAGCUGGCCGCUCACGACGGCUACCUGUCCUGCUGCCGCUUCGUCAACCAGGAGUCUAUCCUUACCUCCUCCGGAGACAGCACUUGCAUCAUCUGGGACGUGGAGACGGGGGUAACGUCGGCGCAUUUCACCGACCACGGUGGUGACGUCAUGUCCGUCUCGAUCCUGCCGUCCGUAGAUAAGAACGUCUUCGUCUCGGGAUCGUGCGACUCGCUCGCCAAGGUGUGGGAUAUCCGCGAGGGCAAGUGCGUGCAGACUUUCCACGGGCACGAGUCGGACAUCAACUCGGUUAUGUUCUUCCCAGACGGCAAGGCAUUCGGCACCGGCUCGGAUGACUCUAGCUGCCGGUUGUUCGACAUGCGGUGCUACGGAGAGGCCAACUACUUCGGGAAUGACAAGAUCCUGUGCGGCAUUACGUCCGUGGCCUUCUCGCGGAGUGGUCGGCUCUUGUUCGCUGGCUACGACGAUUACAACUGUUACGUCUGGGACGUGACAAACAGCACGGGUAUCCCGGCCUACCAGCUUGCAGGGCACGAGAACCGCGUCUCGUGCUUGGGAGUCAACCCCAAGGGGGAGGCGCUCUGCACCGGCUCGUGGGACACGCUUCUCAAGAUCUGGGCGUAACAGGUCUUGUCGUCGUGUGUGUGUGUUUAUCGUGUGGAUUACGGAGGGGGUCUGUGGAUGGACGGAGGGGGGGGGGAUUAGGGCGGCGGGCGCGGGCUCGGCGCGCGGUGAUUUUUUAUGGUAUCGUCAGUCAUGAGCCAGCCCUCCGUGCGAUGGCGGGUUGUUAUGUUCGUCCAAGCUAGGGCGGCAUCACACACCCCUGCGCAUUUUCUAGUUCUUUUUUUUUAUUUUCUUGUAGGAGAUAGGGGAAAGGGUAGGGUGUAGUGGCGGUUGGAGGAGAGUCGGUCCAAGUCCGAGGGUGGUGGUUGGAGAGAGAGAGAGCCCAUCGACAGGGAAAAGCCGGCCUGCUUAGACUGGCUGACUACACGGAGGCACGCUUGCAAAAAAUACUGUGCAAUGAACGGCGGCUGGCUGGCUGGCUGGCUGGCUGGCUGGCUGGCUGGCUGGCUGGCUGGCUGGCUGGCUGGUGUUGUUGCUGCUGCCGGUGGGCGGCGCCCUCGCGUUCCGUAUCGAUUUUUGUGUGUUGGUGUGUUGGCACGAUACGGGGCGGCGGCGGUGUCUUUCGCGGGUGCUUGGGCGAAGGUGCCGGGUGUCUUGCCUUGCCUCUCAGUGACCCCACUGGGGUCUACACAGAAGUUGACCACGGAGAACAGCGUAGCGGCGGCGGCGGCGGCGGCGGCGGCCGCGGCCGCGGCCGCGGCAGCGGGACCACGGAUGGGGGAGGGGGCGGGGUUCGGAUAUGAGGCAUGCACGUGUGUGAAACUUCUCUGGCGUGUGUGUUGUGUGUUGCCAUGUAGCAGUAGAGCGGGCCGACAGAUAUCUUUUUUUGUUGCCGGCUUUUUCUCUUUUUUUAAAAACACACGCAAUCUAAAUGCAGAUGUCUUUUUUUGUUGCCGGCCUUUUCUCUUUUUUUAAAAAUACACGCAAGCUAAAUGGAGAUUUGCAGUUGUUCGAUCCUGAUGAUGAAGAUCGUGGCAUACACUGCUCUGCCCCGUCGCCAGCCUAGCGAUGUGAGGGAAAUCGGGUAUGAGAACUGGGUAGCAAGAGAAACCGCCACGCAUGUAUGCACGCUUAUCUUUGGACCCAAAACGUGGGGGUCAAGGGCGACAAGUACAGGAGAGCGGCAAGGUUUAUUGGGACACACGAGGUGGGAAAAUGUGUAACAACCCGUUGUGCGUGCUGCACGUUAGGUUGCAUCAAGUCGCGUACACUUGUUUUCUUUUUACAUUUUUGUUUUCGUGGUUUCAGCAACAACCUGUGGGGGCGAUGAGGAGAGGGGGGCGCAACACACGGACAGCUCUGACUUUUCCCCGACCGGCGGGCGCCCAGCCCCAAACCUUGUAUUUCAGUAUUUCUUUCUUCUUUCAUGCCGUCGGAGGGUGCGAGUGAUGAUCGGUGAUGAAUCGCGAAUCCUGCGGCCAGCUUGGGGGAUGGCAGUUACAAAUAGGUCAACGAGUAGACAAGGGUCCCGGGAGAAGGGCAGGGGGAGGCAAGGAGGUUCUUGUGACACUCUUUGUCAUGUUUUUUUUCGCGAUUGGAUGUCGUUUUGAAGAGGCGGGGAGGGGAUGGGGGUGGGUGGGGGCGAUGACAGCACUCACAUGACUUCUUUUCGGCACGCCUGCCGUCCCCGCCCCCGCCCCCCCGUCCCCCGUCCCCACCCGUCGGGAUGUAUGUGUUGAUCGUAGCGUUGGGCUGGCAAGGCCUCACGUCUAUCCGCAUGCCCUUUUUGUUUAGCCUCCUCCCUUUCUUGUCUGUCGCGUCUCUUCUUCAGAAGUACACAUACGUGAUUGCAAGUGGUCCGGGGCUACCCCCGCCCCCCGUUGAUACCGUUGUGAGAGGUUGCUGCAAGAGAAACAUUUUGACGGCCUUGGGUCGGUCAGGCCGGAGGGGGGAGUUUAAGGGGAACGAUUGUAGAUCAUGUAGAUCGACGCAUCAAUGUAGCACCCCCCGGCAGCUAGGGUGCUAGCUUCGGAGUCGUGGUUGCUGCUGCUGUUGCUGUCAUUCCUCGAUCGCUUUGUUCUGCCGGAACGGGUGGGGUCAACGUGCGGACGCGUAUAGAUCAGGUGUGCUUCAGUCAAUGGUCACGGGGCGACGGAGUAUGCAUGAUCUGGCGAGUUGACAAGGCAGAAAUCUUUGCGGUUGAUCACACGUGGUCGUUGGAUUGAUGAUUUUGAUCCACGUGAUGCUAUUUGUUGUCUAGGGGAUAACGUAGUAGUAUUAGCGGCCCCCCUUUUCGUCGUACAACAGGCAGCAGUUCAUUUUCUUUUUUUCCCUCAUUGAGGUGCAUCGGAUGGGACUGAUGUUGUAGCGAGUGCGCGUUGGUUAGUCCUUUUUCUCUUCUUCCAUGCUUGUCAUGACUUCUCUCUUCAUCGUUUGUAGCACACAGGGUGCUUUCGUGUGUUAUUGUUGUUGUUGCUGCUGGCUGUCGUCUUCUUUUUUUUUUCCUUUUGCGGUUGGUCUCUCGGCCUGUUUUGUCUUGGCGCAUUUCGUGCGUUCUUCUACAUUUCUACGCUCCUCUUCUGGGGCAUGUGGCAGGUCGCUCCGUUGUAUUGGCUUAUUAAAUUUAAAACGAGACGAGUUUGAAGGCCGCCAUCAAGCACCUCCUGUUUUUCCUGAUGACAGCCAGGAUGAUGGGCUAGCUAACUAAUGGAUGGCCGUGUGGUGAGAUAUGCCGAGCGAUUCCACGCGCCGUGCUGUGAUUCACAAGUUAAUGCGC